Molecule: messenger RNA, 1378 nt
Organism: Anopheles cruzii
Lineage: Eukaryota; Metazoa; Arthropoda; Insecta; Diptera; Culicidae
Product: sushi, von Willebrand factor type A, EGF and pentraxin domain-containing protein 1-like
Exons: 1
Source: RefSeq, a predicted model, not a curated record
AUGAUGGUAUUGUGCGCUAUCCUGGUCCUGUGGCUGUCGGCGGUGGAGCUGGUCGGUGCCGUCGAGCAGGGUCCAGCGUCUACCUACGGACCUGCCGAUGCCGACGCCGGUUGGUACGACAUCCUGAUGACGACGACGACCACGGAGGACGGCGUGGCCGCCGCCACGCUCUCGGACUACCCGAGCGACCUCGAGCUGGCGCGGGCGGAAGUGGACGCGCGAGUCCACCGGGUGAGCCAGCGGUUCCGGGAGACGGUCGCCGAGAUGCGGCGCACCAGUGACGACCGGCUGGAUAUCGUUUUCCUCGUCGACGCGAGCGCCAGCGUCGGGCGGGUCAACUUUGGGGCCGAGCUGCGCUUCAUGCGCAAACUGUUGGCCGACUUCGACGUGAGCGUGAACCGGACGCGUGUCGCCCUGGUGACGUUCAGCUCCCGGCGCCAGGUCCUGCGCCACAUCGACCAAAUUUCGGUCCCGUCGGCCGCCCAAGACAAGUGUUCCCUGCUCCAGGAUCAGCUGCCCGCGGUCGGGUACAGUGGCGGGGGCACCUUCACGUACGGGGCGAUGAUCGAGGCCGAGCUAAUCUUUCGCGCCACCGCCACCGCCGCCGACGCCGCCGGUUCCAGGUCGCCGGUGAUCUUCCUCGUCACCGACGGCUACUCGAACGGACGCAGCCCGCUGCCGGUGGCGAAGCGGCUGAAGAAGGCCGGUGUCCGCAUUUUCGCGAUCGGCAUCGAGACGGGCAACGACGAGGAGCUGGCGCGAAUGGUGACAUCCCCGGCGCACCUCUACCUGGUGGCAACGUUCGAGCAGUUCGAGCGCUUGGCCCGCCAGGCUCUCCACCACGAUUACCGGUCCGGCGGUCCGCCGGUCCCGGUCGGAAACCGGAGUCUCUGCGAUCGGCUUUGCGACGACCACCCCGCUGGGACGGACGGAUGUUGCGAUGAGGGGGCCAGUUGCGGGUGCAGCACCAGCUCCGGCCACUACCGCUGCGCCUGCGGACCGGGUUACGCGGGGUCGGGCCUGCGCGGCGGCUGUCAUCCGUGUGCAAACGGGACAUUCUGGAACGGGACGGGCGGCGUGUGUGAGUCGUGCCCGUACCCGCGUCAAAUCACCCGACGACUCGGUGCGCUCUCGGUCCGGGAAUGCGUUUGUCCUGCCGGUUACCAGCAGGACGAGGAUGGGCGGUGUGUGGCGGUGACGUGUACCGAGCUUCAGCCACCUCCCCAUGGGUACUUCGUCAUGGAACCGAAACCGUGCGGCCGGGUGCUGAACGCGGCCUGCGGUGUCCGCUGCCGGCCCGGAUACGAGCUGACCGGCACCAGCAUCCGGUUGUGCCAGGAAAACGGCACGUGGUCCGGUGCGGAAGCGAAAUGCACAC